GUACAACUCGUCCAUAAGUCGCCUUUUGCGUUGUUAGUGCCCGCAAAUCAGCCAGUCAAUAAGAAAAUCAUCGAAUAAGUACACACGAGAUUUGUCGUUCUCAUUUACAAGUGCAUUCUUGGAGGUAGAACACUACUAACACAUAUUAGUGUGAUCGGAGAUUUGGUCUAGCUAGUUGUCUUUCUAGGAUGGUCUGGGUUGUCGAAAAUUUGACUCUUUUGCUGGUGCUGUCGGUGCUGGCUUUGUGGUACCUCCGUUACCUGUGGAAAAGGAGGAAGCUGUAUAUUUAUUCCUGGAACAUCCCCGGUCCAGUUGCUUUGCCCUUCAUAGGGGCGGCAUAUAAGUUUAUGGGAAGUCCUGAGGAUAUCUUGGAAAAGGUUAUAAAGCAGGUCGAAACGUACCCCAGCCCCAUGAAGACAUGGCUGGGUUCACGACUCAUCUUUUGUCUCUCCGAUCCCCAUCACGUCGAGAAAAUCCUGACAAACCAGAAGUGUCUGGGCAAGGACUAUCUCUACAAGUUCCUGAUAUACAACAUCGGCACAGGAUUAUUGACAGCACCAACCCUAAAAUGGAAGAAGCACAGGAAGCUGAUACUGCCGUCCUUCAACCAGAGAAUCCUGGACUCUUUCGUGGACGUCUUCACCGAACAGGCCAUCGUCUUCACGGACAUACUGAGGGCGUACGCCGGUCGCAAGAACAUCGACAUCAGCAAGCCUGUGUCAGCGAUGAUGAUGGACAUAAUCUGUGAAACCGCCAUGGGACUAAAAAUGAAUACCCAGAGGGAAGGCAACGUAUUUGCGAUUCACUUGGAAGAAAUUAUGCUGAUCGCGACGAUAAGGAUAUUUACGGUGUGGCAUCACUUAGAUUGGACCUGGAAGUUGUACCCUCUCAGCAGGAGGCUUGACAAGCACCUGGCAGGGUUUCAUGAAGUCACCUCCAAGGUUAUAAGAAAGAAACUGGAGGUUUUGGAGAAACAGAAAGAAAACAGGCGAGAUUCCUUGGUUGCUGAAUUGGAAGAAGGCGGAAAGAAAAAACUAGCGUUUCUGGAUUUGAUUCUGGAGAAUUCAGAUUUUACGGAACAGGAACUUAGGGAGGAAGUCAACAUUUUUCUUAUUGCUGGAACUGACACUUCUGGUACCACCCUAUGUUUCUUAUUAGAAAUGCUAGGAUUGUAUCCAGAAAUACAGCGAAAGGUCUACGAAGAAGUCAUCGACGUACUUGGGGAAGAACGUUCUGUGGAAGCCUCGGACUUGCCCAGGUUCGUGUACUUAGAGAGGGUGAUAAAAGAAACCCUGCGUCUCUUCCCGGUUGGGGUGUACUUCCUUAGAACCAUAGGAGAAGACAUAAAUCUGGGAACAUGCACCCUACCAGAGGGUAGUUCCGCCCUCAUCAGCAGCCUGAACAUCCACAGGAACCCUAAGUACUGGCCUGAGCCCUUGAAAUUCGACCCAGACAGGUUUCUUCCUGAGGAGGUAGCCAAGCGUCAUCCAUGUUGCUACAUCCCCUUCUCCUACGGCCCUAGGAAUUGCAUAGGUAACAGGUAUGCCAUGAUGAGCCUGAAAACUAUAGCGGCGACAACUGUGAGGAAGUACAGGAUGUUCACUGGAUACAAAUCAGUGGAGGAUAUCGAGCUGAUCACUAAGAUCGUCAUAAGACCUAGACAAGGUUACAAAGUCUAUCUGGAACAAAGAUAAAUUGGAUGUGAAUAUGUACAGAAUAAAAACGAU
This is a messenger RNA of Anoplophora glabripennis (Asian longhorned beetle), 1727 nucleotides long. RefSeq names its product cytochrome P450 4C1-like. The record is from RefSeq and is a predicted model, not a curated record. Lineage: Eukaryota; Metazoa; Arthropoda; Insecta; Coleoptera; Cerambycidae. The coding region runs from base 189 to 1694 and encodes 501 amino acids. The transcript has 11 exons. Gene Ontology annotation, molecular function: heme binding; iron ion binding; monooxygenase activity.